AUGAUGAUCAAAGAUGAGAUUGAAUGUGACACUGGCCCUAUUGCUUUGCAUGAAUGGAAGCUCCCCUUUGGGACGCGAAUUCAUGAAUUUUGGGGUGCUUCGACAUUGGAAGCCCACCCUGCCCUCUCUGCAGCACCCUUCUCUCCCUCUGCCACCACUCAAACACCAGGACAGGCUCCCUUCCUUACCAUCGUCAUCAACGUUCGGGGCCACAACCAUCACGAGGACUCUCCUUGCCACAAUACGACCUACUCAGACGAUAUCGCCAAGAGCUCCAGGCGCGUCGCAAACGCGUUAAGUGGCUCGCAGAGCAGCCCUGCCAUCAUGGCUCCUUCACGAUCGAGACUGAGCGGUAACGAUACCGACGCGUCAAUGCAGGACGCACCAGAGCCUUCUCCGAGGCCGGCUUACGAGAUGGACAUGGACGAGACGCCAGACUACACAGACUCGGACACCAAUCCGAACACGACCGCCAGCAGUGUCGUUGGCGAGCCCAUAUCAGAUGGCCGCAAGCGUCGCUCCGAGGCAAACCAGCUCAGGCGCAGCAUCUUCGGCAGGAAACACGAUAGAUUGGGAGAAUCCAAGGAAGAUGAUACCAUUCGCCGAUUCCGCUAUCUUCUCGGCCUGACAGAUCUCUUCCGCCACUUCAUCGAGACAAACCCAGACCCCAAGAUUCGCGACAUCAUGACUGAGAUCGACCGACAAAAUGCAGAGGAGGCCAAGGCAAAGAAAGGAGGUGCUCGACAGGGCGGUGCUACUAGCGAUAGACGCCGCCGAACUGAGGCCGAAGAAGAUGCAGAGCUGCUGAAGGACGAGAAACAUGGUGGCUCAGCUGAGACUGUCUUCCGGGAAUCGCCAUCCUUCAUCCAGGGCCAAAUGAGAGAUUACCAGGUUGCCGGCCUCAACUGGCUCAUUUCUCUACACGAGAAUGGUAUCUCGGGUAUUUUGGCCGACGAGAUGGGUCUUGGCAAGACUCUGCAGACGAUCUCGUUCCUCGGUUACCUUCGCCACAUCAUGGGCAUCACCGGACCCCACCUGGUCACUGUGCCCAAGUCUACACUCGAUAACUGGAAGCGAGAGUUUGCCAAGUGGACGCCUGAGGUCAACGUUUUGGUGCUGCAGGGUGCCAAGGAAGAGCGUGCGAACCUCAUCAGCGAGCGCCUGGUCGACGAGAACUUUGAUGUCUGCAUCACGAGUUAUGAAAUGAUCCUUCGCGAGAAGGCUCAUCUCAAGAAAUUUGCGUGGGAGUACAUUAUUAUCGACGAGGCCCAUCGUAUCAAGAACGAGGAGUCUUCUCUCGCACAAGUCAUCCGACUGUUCAACUCGCGGAACCGUCUCCUGAUUACCGGCACGCCUCUUCAGAAUAACCUGCACGAGCUCUGGGCGCUGCUCAACUUUCUGCUUCCCGACGUUUUCGGCGACUCUGAGGCCUUCGAUCAGUGGUUCUCUGGGCAAGAUCGUGACCAGGACACUGUCGUCCAGCAGCUCCAUCGUGUUUUGCGACCCUUCUUGCUCCGAAGAGUGAAGAGCGAUGUGGAGAAGAGUCUCCUACCCAAGAAAGAGGUCAACGUCUACAUUGGCAUGUCGGAAAUGCAGGUCAAAUGGUAUCAGAAGAUUCUGGAGAAGGAUAUCGAUGCUGUCAACGGUGCUGGCGGAAAGCGCGAGUCGAAGACUCGUCUUUUGAACAUCGUCAUGCAGCUGCGAAAGUGCUGCAAUCACCCGUAUCUGUUCGAGGGGGCGGAACCUGGACCUCCCUACACGACCGAUGAACACUUGGUGUAUAACGCUGGAAAGAUGGUCGUUCUGGACAAGCUCCUCAAGCGGCUCCAGACCCAGGGCAGCCGUGUCCUUAUCUUUUCUCAGAUGAGCCGUCUGCUGGAUAUCCUUGAGGACUACUGUGUCUUCCGUCAGUACAAGUAUUGCCGUAUCGAUGGUGGUACCGCCCACGAAGACCGUAUCGCGGCAAUCGACGAGUACAACAAGCCUGGUUCGGAGAAAUUUGUCUUCCUUCUGACUACCAGGGCUGGUGGUCUUGGUAUCAAUCUCACCACUGCCGACAUCGUCGUCCUCUACGAUAGCGACUGGAACCCUCAGGCCGAUUUGCAAGCCAUGGACCGUGCUCAUCGUAUUGGUCAAACCAAGCAGGUCGUUGUCUACCGUUUCGUCACGGACAAUGCUAUCGAAGAAAAAGUCUUAGAGCGAGCCGCGCAGAAGCUGCGUCUCGAUCAGCUGGUUAUCCAGCAAGGCCGUGCACAGCAAGCAGCUAAGGCCGCUGCUAACAAGGACGAGCUCUUGUCCAUGAUCCAGCACGGUGCCGAAAAUGUCUUCAAGCAAAAGGGCGCGACUGGUCUCAUCGCUGAGAAGGGUACGGAUAUGACGGAUGACGACAUCGACAAGAUCCUGUCCAGCGGUGAGACACGUACCAAGGAGCUCAAUGCCAGGUACGAGAAGCUUGGUAUCGACGACCUCCAGAAAUUCACUUCCGAGUCUGCCUACGACUGGAACGGAGAGAACUUCGCGGCCAAGAAGAAGGAUAUCGGUAUGACUUGGAUCAACCCUGCUAAGCGUGAGCGCAAGGAGCAGACCUACUCGAUCGACAAGUACUACCGCCAAGCAAUGUAUGGUUCCUCGGGAGGUCCAAAGGAGCAGAAGCCCAAGGCGCCACGCGCACCCAAGCAGAUCCACAUCCAGGAUUACCAGUUCUACCCCCCUGCUCUCCGGGAUCUUCAGGAUCGCGAGACUGCCUACUAUCGCAAGGAGAUUGGCUAUAAGGUGCCACUUGCUGAUGGUGACGAAGAGAAUCUUUCCGACCGUGAGGCUGAGCGCGCUCUUGACCAGCAGGAAAUUGACGAAGCCACACCUCUGACUGAGGAGGAGCAAGAGGAGAAGCAGAAGCUGUCACAGCUGGGCUUCAGCGAUUGGAACCGAAGGGAUUUCCAGCAGUUUGUCAAUGGCUCCGCCAAGUUUGGCCGGACGGAUUAUGAAGGCAUCGCGACUGAGGUCGAUAGCAAGACGCCUCAGGAAGUCAAGGCGUACGCCAAGAUCUUCUGGGUGCGAUACACGGAGCUUGCCGAUUACAUGAAGGCGAUCAAGACCAUUGAAGAUGGCGAGGAGAAGCUACGAAAGAUUGAACACCAGCGGAAGAUGCUGCGCAAGAAGAUGCAGCAGUACCGCGUGCCUCUUCAGCAGCUCAAGAUCAACUACUCUGUGUCGACCACCAACAAGAAGGUCUACACGGAGGAGGAAGAUCGCUUCCUUCUUGUCCAGCUUGAUAAGCACGGCGUCGACUCGGAGGGCAUCUUUGAGACCAUCCGCGACGAGAUUCGCGACAGCCCGCUGUUCCGCUUCGAUUGGUUCUUCCAGAGCCGUACGCCCAACGAGCUCAGCCGUCGGUGUACGACUCUCCUGACCACCAUCGUCAAGGAGUUUGAGGAUGUCAACACCACCAAGGCAAACGGACAUGUCAACGGCCGCGGCAAGCGGGAGCCGGAAGACGAGGAGAACGACGAGGACAGCAUUCUGGGCAUGGCUCCUCCUAAGAAGAAGUCAAAGAAUGGUGUCAAGAACAAGGCUUUGGAUAAUGUCAAGUCCGGCACCGGCAGCAAGGCCACAUCGGCUGCGCCCUCUCGCGCCUCCAGCGUAGCGUCCAACCAGUCUACCAAGGCCAAGCCGAAGGGCAAGAAGAAGUAG
Molecule: messenger RNA, 3690 nt
Organism: Thyridium curvatum
Lineage: Eukaryota; Fungi; Ascomycota; Sordariomycetes; Thyridiales; Thyridiaceae
Exons: 5
Coding region: 1-3690 (1229 amino acids)
Biological process (GO): nucleosome organization; regulation of transcription by RNA polymerase II
Cellular component (GO): chromatin; nucleus
Molecular function (GO): ATP binding; histone binding; ATP hydrolysis activity
Source: RefSeq, a predicted model, not a curated record